AUGACCACGGUCGACGGAGACGACAUGAUGUUAGAUGUCGGAGAGCGCGCUACGCCGCGGCCUUCCAACGGAGAUGGCGCGCCGCAGGAGUCGGCGACCGAGUUAAACCCCUUGCCCUUGAACACAAACAUUGCGGGAUUUUCACUCACAGUGCGCGACAGCACAAUAAGAUGCCAUUGCCCUAAGGGAACGAAGCGCUAUGCCAAGGAUCUCCUAUUCACUGGCAUGACCGAGGAAGGUCCAGUCUGGAUCCACCAGACUUGUCAGUCAAAGGACCAGGCCAAGAAAGACUUCGCACAGAUGAUGAAAAUGAUGGACGAGGGAAAGCUGAACAACUUCAUCAAAGAGGAUGACCCGGCUAGGCUGCGCUUGAUGGCGAGGAACUUCAACUCCAAGUUCCAUUGCGACGGACCAUGCAACGGCUCGGAGAAUCUCAAAGACUAUUUCCUAUGCACGAAGUGCCACGCCUGGCAGCAUAAGCCUUGCAUGCUGUACGGGGAGAAGGGCGACGCAAACGGUCCAGUCUGCAACCGCUGCUUUAUGAGCUUCCUUCUGCAUCGUGAAGAGAUAAUGGAGUGGCAGCGCAAGCGACUACUGGAAGCAGUACGUGAAGCCUGGAAGUUUCUAAAAUUGACAAAGGAAAUCGGCUGGGGGAAUCACCCUCGCAAGGACUGGGCGCGGAACUUCCUGACGAGGUUCUUCUACCAUGUAAGUCUUCCAGCCUAAGUAUACACUACCUCACGCUGACAUCGAUCAUAGCACCAAGGAGAGUUCAUCAAGUUCAUCAAAGAGCGAGACAAGGCUGCGGGAGGACAAAUCGCCCCAGCGCCGGCUCCCACUUCAGCUAGCAAGGACGAGUCUCAGAAGAUGGCGGAGCCCGACUCUCGAAAGAGAAAGCGCACCGAGACUGUGAAACCAACGCCUUCGAAGAUACAACCGGAUGUCGAAAAGAAGCCUGGUGAUGUCGCUCCACCAGCAGUCGGAGACGACGACAAUGCAGGCACUGACGACGAAAUCAUUGUCACUCAGGUGAUCAAGAAGCCGAAGAUGGGAGAGAAAAAGUCAGCGAAGAAAGCCACCUUCGCGCCUCUUCCUCCUCCUCAGGCUCCGUCUUUUGGCGGUCAGUCAGAGAAGCCCGUCAAGCGCGAGUCUCCAUCUCCAUCGCCAGCGUUUACCCCCGCCUCCUCAAACGGACGCAGAAAUCCUCUCCGUCAAUCUAGUCGGCUGUCUGGAACGCGCCGCAAGACAUACACCGUCGACCAGAAGUUGAGUGACGAGGAAGACGAAGGCCAACCAGAAGGUCAAGAAGAGGAUCAAACAGAGGACCUCGACAUCAAGGUCGAGCCGCUGCGCUUGGAAGCUGCCCAGGCUAAUCCAAAGGGCCUCAAGGGACCUGAUGAGAGGACCUCCUGCAUAUGCGUCAAUUAUCUACCUGCAGCAAGGAACUGUUUCGACUGCAAGAACUGCUCUUACCGCCAACACAUCGCAUGUGCGGAAGAUGGCAGAGGCGAAGAGGAGGAUCCGCAAAUUUGCAACAUAUGCUUCCGCAAGGCCGCAAAGCAGAACGCUCCGCAGAGGAAGUCUUUCCGGCCAGAACUUCCACGCCAAUCUCUCGGUUACGACGUACCCCAGCCUGCCAAGGCCACCUCUGCAGAGCUUGAGGCUAGUCUUCGCGACGAAGUCCCGAUUCUGUGCUCAUCUGUCUUGUGGAAGGAGUGGGUCGCUCUGCAUUCCCCUGAGCGCAGAGAGGCGCUAGCCCAAGCCGCCGCGCCAGCCGAGUGGCACGCUGAGAUGCAGAAGCGCAUGCUCUGGCUCAUCAAGAAAGCCGGCGCCGAGUCCACGAUCCGAUACCUGAAGCCCGUGCUGCAAACCUGGCCCCGCCGGAAUCACGAAAUCUUGAGAGCGAUUACCGAUCUCGUCCACGAAUUCGUUCACAGGGAAGAGGCGAGGCGGAUCAAGCGCAAGAAGCUUGGUCUUCUUUUGGAGGUCAUUGGCUGGGAGAAUCUCUACACGUACACGCGUUGGAAGGGAGGUGCCUGA
This is a messenger RNA of Lecanosticta acicola, 2040 nucleotides long. The record is from the annotation of a GenBank genome assembly. NCBI's taxonomy places the organism in Eukaryota, Fungi, Ascomycota, Dothideomycetes, Mycosphaerellales, Mycosphaerellaceae.